AUGAACGUCAAUAAGCGUCACGAAGUCUUUGAUUAUAUUAUUUAUCUCAAAUGGGAUCCAAUCGGGGAGGAACUUGCCAGAAAUACAAUCGGAUAUCGUCGUCUACUUGAAUCUGGUACUCUUGAUAAAUCAAAAGGAACACACAUAUUAAUAGUUCAUGGGGAAUUAGUUGAGUACGGUGAUAAAUCUCUGGAAAAAGAGAUCUUGAGGAAAAAUAUCCAGGAUGUUUCUAUGUACCUGUUGUUGAACGUUUUGUUGAAAUACGCAAAUUCUCAACUAAUAAUGAUAAUAGAAGAAAAAAGAUGGUUGGAAGAAACUUCUACUCAAGCUGUUGGAUAUGGCGAUGACGUAAAAUUACACAGGUUUCAAGAGAUUGGUCCAUAUGCUUGUGUGAUGAGAUCAAUUGGUACGGCUGGACUAGGACAAUAG
Messenger RNA from Ambispora gerdemannii, 429 nucleotides. Lineage: Eukaryota; Fungi; Glomeromycota; Glomeromycetes; Archaeosporales; Ambisporaceae. The record is from the annotation of a GenBank genome assembly.